AUGACUGCUACCUUCCUGAAAGCCAUGCUUUUUGGCCUUGCAUAUGGGCAAGCAAUGUCAUUUUGUGUUCCAACUGAGUAUACGAUGCACGUCGAAAGGAGAGAGUGUGCCUAUUGCCUAACCAUCAACACCACCAUCUGUGCUGGAUAUUGUAUGACACGGGAUAUCAAUGGCAAGCUAUUUCUUCCCAAAUAUGCCCUGUCCCAGAAUGUUUGUACAUACAGAGACUUCAUCUAUAGGACUGUAGAAAUACCAGGAUGCCCCCACCAUGUUGCUCCUUACUUUUCCUAUCCUGUUGCUAUAAGCUGUAAGUGUGGCAAAUGUAAUACUGACUACAGUGACUGUAUACAUGAGGCCAUCAAGACAAACUACUGUACUAAACCUCAGAAGUCUCAUUUAGUGGGACUUUCUGUUUAACUUUAAGAGCAAUAGAAUUUGCAAUUUGGAUAAAUGUGUUUGGCUAGAUUAAAACUAAUAAAAUAUCAUUAUGUUUCACA
This is a messenger RNA of Nycticebus coucang (slow loris), 497 nucleotides long. It is a transcript of the gene TSHB, whose product is annotated as thyroid stimulating hormone subunit beta. Gene Ontology annotation, molecular function: hormone activity. The record is from RefSeq and is a predicted model, not a curated record. Gene Ontology annotation, biological process: G protein-coupled receptor signaling pathway. NCBI's taxonomy places the organism in Eukaryota, Metazoa, Chordata, Mammalia, Primates, Lorisidae. The transcript has 2 exons. The coding region runs from base 1 to 417 and encodes 138 amino acids. Gene Ontology annotation, cellular component: cytoplasm; extracellular region.